Molecule: messenger RNA, 417 nt
Organism: Papaver somniferum (opium poppy)
Lineage: Eukaryota; Viridiplantae; Streptophyta; Magnoliopsida; Ranunculales; Papaveraceae
Source: the annotation of a RefSeq genome assembly
AUGGCAAAACCUAUACCAAGAGUUGGUUCACGUAGGAAUGGACGUAUUAGUUCACGUAAGACUGGACGUAGAAUACCAAAAGGAGUUAUUCAUGUUCAAGCAAGUUUCAACAAUACCAUUGUAACGGUUACAGAUGUACGGGGUCGGGUGGUUUCUUGGUCCUCCGCCGGUACUUGUGGAUUCAGGGGCACAAGAAGAGGGACACCGUUUGCUGCCCAAACCGCAGCAGGAAACGCUAUUCGUACAGUAGUCGAUCAGGGUAUGCAACGAGCAGAAGUCAUGAUAAAAGGUCCUGGUCUCGGAAGAGAUGCAGCAUUACGAGCCAUUCGUAGAAGUGGUAUACUAUUAAGUUUCGUACGGGAUGUAACCCCUAUGCCACAUAAUGGAUGUAGACCUCCUAAAAAAAGACGUGUGUAG